UGUUUCAUUCUUCUGUGUGUGCGGCUACUUAAGAUCAUACACCUCGCUUCUAAGCACUCGAAAUCAGUAAAGCUUACACAUAUCUUAAAGACAUUGAUCUCCUCAAGAGCAUUUAUCCUGGAUCUUCCUCGGCACUGAAGAUAUUAACUUUUCAUUUCAUAUUUAGGAGUCAAAUGCUAACGAUUUUCGGAAUGACACACUAAUAUGCUGCAACAACUAUGAAAAAUGUAUUUGGAUAAUUAACUUGUAAGGAAUACCCAAAGCUCUCCGAGGACUCUUCGAUGUGCAGUAGGACAAUGGAUUUAAUUAAUAAUUUACAUUUUAUCUAGCGACAGAAAAUUGUUGCCACGCUCCAAUGGUAAAUGAAGCCUAUUGUAUUCUCGCUGACUGCUAUAUCUAUUUUCGUUUUGAACAAGAACAAUAUUAUGAUCGUUUCCGAACUAAAUCAGUCUAGGUAAUUUGCAUUCUAUGCAAGUAUUGACAAUGGACGAAACAACGGCAACUCUGAUCGAAGCUUUGAGGGCACAAGUUUUAAAGAAAGGCUAUGGAGGAAUGAGAGGUCUGGCUCUAGCUUUCAAAAGUCUCGACAUCGACUUUUCAAAGAGAAUUGUCUUUGAAGAACUGAAAAUAGGUAUUGAGUCUUAUGGGAUACGAAUGUCAGAAGGAUACCUGCGGAGAUUAUUCAAAGCCCUGGACAAGGAUAACAGCGGUGGCAUCGAUUUUUUGGAAUUUAUGAAGGCAUUGGAGCCACCCAUGAAAUCCCACAGAAAGGUGGUCAUCAAUGAAGCGUUUGAUAAGCUCGAUGUCACGAAGGAUGAUGUUUUGAAUGUUGAAGAUAUGAAGGUGGUGUAUGCAACCAAUGCUAGAAGCCAUCCGAAAUAUCAGUCAGGAGAAUGGACAGAGGACGAGGUACUCCGAAGUUUCCUUGACAGCAUCGACACGCCCGGUAACCCGGAUGGGAAAGUCACACGUGACGAAUUCAUGAAUUACUACGCCGGAGUUAGUGCAACCAUAGACGAUGACUGUUACUUUGACUUAAUGAUGCGAUCCUGUUACGGCCUUCCACCUAAGAGUUCACAAUCAAAGAAAAGACCGCAAUGAUUAAAAAAAAUAUACUCCUUAUGUCAAUUAAUGUUCAUCAUUUCAGACCACUUUAAUAGUGUAUUCUAUUAUGCAGUGCACUAGUUAUUCGUCGUCAGAUUUUUACAUUUGUAGAGGCAACGCAGCUAAAGUCAAGUUAUAUUACAUUGUAUGUUUUAAUUUUUUUCACACGAAAGCAUUAGCCAACUUUAGAAUUCAAAUAACAUGUUUCUAUUUAUCACUAACAUGGGUAAUAAGCUGCAGAUUGUUGCUUAGCCCGUUUUCUGAAAAAAAAUAUAGAAAUAAUAUUUUGAUUUGUUAUUAAUACAUAGGCAUUGAAUGUGUCUUUUCCUACGAUUCCAAUCACAAGAUAUAUAUUAUAAGCAUAUUAUUAAAUGUUAUAAAUAGUUAUUGCAUAAUAGUAAUUAACUGCUUCAAAGAAAGAGAGAAAUUGUUUAUGAACUUUUGUUGUUUAUAUGUAUAUGGGAUAAGUAAUUAAUAUGUUGUCACAGUUUUGUUAGACUAUCCGAUAUUUUAUCUAAUUAUACUUUGUAAACUAUUUGUAUAUAUUUUUAACUCAAGACACAUGCACGAUUAGCAAACAAUCGCGUUUCUUUUUUUUUUCUUUUUAUCGUACAGAUACAAUAAUUAUUUUAGUUAUUAAAUGGUGUACAGUCAUAUUAUAAUAACUUGUCGUAAACUCGUGUAGAAAACCAACAACUCAUAAUCAGGAUAAAGAAUUUGAUUAUUCGCAGAUUAAAAUAACCAAAGUUUAUAUUGCAUAAUGUCCUUUCUGCUUUAUAUACUCGUACAGUUAGAA
Magallana angulata is the source of this 1900-nucleotide messenger RNA. RefSeq names its product calcyphosin-like protein. The record is from RefSeq and is a predicted model, not a curated record. The transcript has 2 exons. The coding region runs from base 469 to 1101 and encodes 210 amino acids. Gene Ontology annotation, molecular function: calcium ion binding. Lineage: Eukaryota; Metazoa; Mollusca; Bivalvia; Ostreida; Ostreidae.